Molecule: messenger RNA, 1177 nt
Organism: Terrapene triunguis (Three-toed box turtle)
Lineage: Eukaryota; Metazoa; Chordata; Testudines; Emydidae
Product: coagulation factor V-like
Exons: 8
Molecular function (GO): copper ion binding; oxidoreductase activity
Source: RefSeq, a predicted model, not a curated record
GAGAAAGAUAUUCACUCAGGCUUGAUUGGUCCAAUCUUGAUUUGUCAAAAGGGAACCCUCAGUACAAGUAACAGGCCAGUAGAUACCCGAGAGUUUGUCCUGCUUUUUAUGGUCUUUGAUGAAGAGAAAAGCUGGUACUUCGAUAAGCAUUCCAAAAGGACUUACAGUGAGAAGACCUCAGAAGUGCAAAAAUACCAUAAAUUCCAUGCCAUUAAUGGGAUCAUAUAUCACUUGCAAGGACUGAGGAUGUAUAAAGAUGAACUGGUCCGAUGGCACUUGUUGAAUAUGGGCGGGUCAAAAGAUAUUCACGUGGUUCACUUUCAUGGUCAGACCUUCACAGAAGUCCCUGGGCAUCAGCUUGGUGUCUAUCCUCUCCUUCCAGGCUCAUUUCGAACUAUUGAAAUGACACCACCAAAAGCUGGCAUGUGGCUUUUAGACACCGAAGUGGGGGAAUAUCAGCAAGCUGGAAUGCAGGCCUCCUUUAUCAUUGUAGAAAAAGAGUGCAAGUUACCAAUGGGCCUAAUGAAUGGACUUAUACUUGAUUCACAGAUCAGUGCUUCUCAUCACAUAAACUAUUGGGAGCCUAAAUUAGCUAGAUUAAACAACGCUGGAAAAUAUAAUGCUUGGAGCACUGACAUGGAGCAAAGUGAAAUUCCAUGGAUCCAGGUGGACCUGCAAAGGCAAGUUCUGAUCACAGGGAUACAGACGCAGGGAGCCAAGCAGUUGAUGAAGUCCUUGUAUGUCAAAGAGUUCUUUAUGACUUACAGCAAGGACAAACGGAAGUGGAUCACCUUCAUAGGAAACAGCACUGGGGGACAGAAGUUGUUUGAAGGUAAUUCAGAUGCCCAUGGGAUAAAAGACAACCAUAUUGAUCCACCUAUCAUUGCUAGGUAUAUUAGGGUUUAUCCAUCUGACUCGUACAACAGGCCUACUCUUCGCAUGGAACUCCUGGGCUGCGAAGUCGAAGGUUGCUCUCUGCCACUGGGAAUGGAAAAUGGGGAGAUCAAGAAUGCUCAGAUUACAGCUUCUUCCUAUAAGAAAUCCUGGUAUAACUCAUGGGAGCCUUCCCUCGCGCGUCUCAAUCAGCAAGGGAGGAUAAAUGCCUGGCAAGCGAAGGUAAGAAGCAAACAAAAGAAAAAACUGCUAAGUCAAAGCUGCUGCCAUUAGCAAAUGUGCU